Aspergillus eucalypticola CBS 122712 is the source of this 1238-nucleotide messenger RNA. RefSeq names its product WD40 repeat domain-containing protein. Gene Ontology annotation, molecular function: ubiquitin binding. The transcript is spliced from 3 exons. Gene Ontology annotation, biological process: mitotic spindle assembly checkpoint signaling. NCBI's taxonomy places the organism in Eukaryota, Fungi, Ascomycota, Eurotiomycetes, Eurotiales, Aspergillaceae. Gene Ontology annotation, cellular component: mitotic checkpoint complex; bub1-bub3 complex; kinetochore. The coding region runs from base 23 to 1087 and encodes 354 amino acids. The record is from RefSeq and is a predicted model, not a curated record.
GUUGAAGGUUCAAGCAAAGAAUAUGGCGUCAAAUCAAUUUUCUGUCGCGUCCCCGCCGACGGAUGCUAUCUCCGCCUUGAAGUUCUCGCCCGACCCCGACUCCACGCGAAUCGUCGUUUCUUCAUGGGAUAAGAACGUGUAUCUGUACGACCUGCGCGACGAGAAUGGCGCCGUCGGAGAAGGAAAGCUGUUACAGAAGUUCGAGCAUCGUGCUCCGGUGUUGGAUGUGUGUUUCGGCGCAACCGAGGAUGAGAUCUACACGGCUGGCUUGGACUGGGACGUCAAGAAAAUUGAUGUAGCAUCAUCCACCCAGACUGUCCUCAGUAGCCACGAAGCUGGCGUUCGCAGUGUCGUUUUCAGCAAGGAACACAACCUAGUAAUAUCCGCAUCCUGGGACUCCACGCUGCAUGUGCACCCGACGAACGAUCCCGCCACAGCCCCCGCUAUCAUUCCCCUCCCCUCGAAGCCCUUCUCCAUGUCUCUUACCGCUACGAAGCUCGUCGUCGCAAUGGCUUCCCGCGCCCUACACAUCUACGAUCUGAAAGCAUUGGCUAUGCUCACCGCUCAGUCGGAGGGUACGGGCCCGAACAAGAUUGAAAUCGAGCCCUGGCAGCGAAGGGAGAGCAGCUUGAAGUUCAUGACUCGCUCGGUAGCAUGCAUGCCUGACGAUGCAGGAUAUGCGUCAUCCAGCAUUGAGGGGCGUGUUGCGGUCGAAUGGUUCGAUCCAUCUGCUGAGUCGCAGGCCCGCAAAUAUGCCUUCAAGUGUCACCGACAGACGGCGGAUGAUGUCGACGUCGUCUACCCUGUCAAUGCGCUGGCGUUCCACCCGGUCCACGGUACGUUUGCCUCCGGCGGUGGUGAUGGAGUGGUCGCGCUUUGGGAUGGUAUCGCGAAGAGGAGAAUCAGACAGUACCAGAAGUACCCGUCGAGUGUGGCUGCCGUGGACUUUAGCGGUAAUGGAAAGUACCUGGCGAUUGCGAUUAGUCCGGGCUUCGAGGAUGGGAAAGAUGAUGUUGUCGAAGGGACGGUUAAGAUCUUUGUACGUGAGCUCGGAGAGACAGAAGCGAAGGGGAAGGGCGCCAAAUAAACCUGAGUACAUUGUCGCCUUAUGAAAUAACUUACUUUGUCUUGAUGACCGGCGUGCGGAGACUGGUGUUCUUGUCCUUACUUUUGGUUCAUUGAGAUAUCACAGUUACGAGGCACCAGGUUAUAGAAAGCGUAAAAUAGUCCGAUUCGUG